AUGUCUGAGCCUGCAGCGGAGGGUACAUCCGUCCCCAUCACCAAGAGUGCCGAGAAGAAACUCGCGAAGAAGAAGGAGAAUGAGGCCCGCCUCGCACUGAAGGCGGCCAAGGCUGCAAAGGCCGCGGCGACCGCCCCUGCUGGCGAGAAGAAGGCGAAGAAGGAGAAAGGGAAGGAGGAGGAGGCCCCGUUCGUGAACAGCACUCCGAAGGGCGAGAAGAAGGACCUCUCGGAGCCCAUGGCUGCCGGUUACAACCCGAUCGCCGUCGAGGCGGCGUGGUAUGACUGGUGGGACGCGCAGGGCUACUUCGCGCCUCAACUCACGGAGGACGGCCAGGUCAAGCCUGAAGGCCUCUUCGUCAUUCCCUCCCCUCCCCCAAAUGUCACCGGCAGCUUGCAUAUCGGACACGCGUUGACUGUGGCCAUCCAGGACUGUUUAGUACGAUGGAAUCGCAUGUUGGGCAAGACGACUCUCUUUGUGCCAGGAUUCGACCACGCGGGCAUCUCCACGCAAUCCGUGGUAGAGAAGCGGCUAUAUAAGACGGGCGUGACACGACACGACCUCGGACGGGAGAAGUUCGUUGAGAAGGUCUGGGAAUGGAAAGAAGAUUACCAGGGGAGGAUCACUAACCAACUGCGGAGGCUUGGAGGGAGCUACGACUGGGAACGCGUCGCAUUCACCAUGGACGAGAACCUUUCAAAAGCUGUCGCGGAGACCUUCUGCCGUCUCCACGAGGACGGCGUCCUGUACCGCGCCAACCGUCUUGUCAACUGGUGUGUACAGCUGAACACCACGCUAUCCAACCUGGAGGUCGAUCAAAAGCAGCUAGAUGGGCGUACGAUGCUAAACGUGCCCGGAUACGACCUGAAGGAGAAGUUCGAGUUCGGCGCUAUCACCUCCUUCGUGUACCCCAUCGACGGGUCCGACGAGAAGAUCAUCGUUGCGACUACUCGUCCGGAGACCAUGCUCGGCGAUACCGCCAUUGCCGUUCAUCCCCAAGAUCCCCGCUAUAAGCACCUUCACGGCAAGUUCGCGAAGCACCCGUUCGUCGACCGCCUCAUCCCGAUCAUCACGGACGACAUCAUCGUCGACAUGGAGUUCGGGACGGGUGCCGUGAAGAUCACGCCCGCGCACGACACGAACGAUUACGAGGUCGGCAUGCGGCACAAGCUCGAGUUCAUCAACAUCCUGAACGACGACGGCACGUUCAACGAGAACGCGGGCGAGAAAUUCAAGGGCAUGAAGCGUUUCCACGCGCGUGUGGCCGUCGUGCAGGCGCUGAAGGAUCUCGGACUUUACGUUGAGACGAAGGACAACCCGAUGCAGAUUCCCGUCUGCAGCAAGUCGGGCGAUAUCAUCGAGCCCAUCUUGAAGCCUCAGUGGUGGGUCAACUGCCAGCCCCUCGCGGAUGAAGUCUUGAAGCGCACCCGCGAAGGCGAGCUGCUCAUCACGCCGAAGCCAUCAGAGACCGAGUGGUACCGCUGGCUGGAGAACCUCCAGGACUGGUGCAUCUCCCGCCAGCUGUGGUGGGGUCAUCGGUGUCCGGCCUACUUCGUCAACGUGGAGGGUGCUGAUCAGGAUCGCAACGACGGGAAGCACUGGGUCGUUGGCCGAACGCUGGAAGAGGCCACCGAGCGCGCGACGAAACUCGCUGCUGGGAAGAAGUUCACGCUCGAGCAGGAUGAGGACGUUCUCGACACGUGGUUCUCCUCGGGCCUGUGGCCGAUGUCGAUCAUGGGCUGGCCCGAACAGACCCCAGACUACAAGAUGUUCUACCCCGCCUCACUGCUCGAGACCGGCUGGGACAUCCUCUUCUUCUGGGUCGCGCGUAUGGCGCUGCUCGGUGUGAAGCUCACAGGCAAGAUGCCGUUCCCCGAGGUGCUCUGCCACGCGAUGAUCCGCGACGCACACGGCCGCAAGAUGAGCAAGUCGCUCGGGAACGUCAUCGACCCGAUCGACGUGAUCCAGGGCCUGGACCUCGAGGCGCUGCACGCGAAGCUGUACGAGGGCAACCUGGACGAGCGCGAGAUCCAGAAGGCGAAGAACGGCCAGAAGAAGGACUUCCCGAAGGGCAUCCCGCAGUGCGGUACCGAUGCGUUGCGAUUCGCGUUGUGCGCGUAUUCCGGUGGAGGUCGCGAUAUCAAUCUGGAGAUCCUGCGGGUAGAGGGUUACCGCAAGUUCUGCAACAAGAUCUUCAACGCGACGAAGUUCGCCAUGCUCAAGCUGGACGAGACGUUCGUUCCCGAGCCCUCUGCAAAGCCUACUGGCAAGGAGAGCUUGGUUGAGAAGUGGAUCCUGCACAAGCUCAACUCUGCCGCGGAGGAGAUCAACAAGCAGCUUGCAGAGCGCAACUUUAUGGCGGCGACGGGCGCUGCGUACAACUUCUGGCUGUACGAGCUCUGCGACGUUUACAUUGAAGCGAUGAAGCCCAUGACGGACGAGUCCGCGUCGGAGACGACACGUCGCUCAUCUCAGGAGACACUCUACACCUGCUUGGACCACGGCCUCCGUCUCCUACACCCCUUCAUGCCGUUCGUCACCGAGGAGCUCUGGCAGCGUCUCCCUCGUCGCCCGAACGACUCCACGCCGUCGAUCAUGCUCUCCAAGUACCCCAUCUUCGACAAGUCAUUCCAAUUCUCCGAUGCGGAACGCGAGUUCGAUGUCGUCUUCGCUGCAAUCAAACAGUCUCGCGGUCUCGCUGCUUCGUACAACAUCCAGCAGAACCUGCACGUGUACAUCCGCGCGGAGAAGGACGCGGAGGCCGAGCUGUUCCAGUCGCAGGUGCCGACCUUCCUGGCGCUCACGAAGAACUGCAAGACCGUCGAGGUCGUGCGCGACAUCGCCGGUGUGCCCUCGGGCUGCGGCUCGGAAGUGCUCACCCCGACGACCUUCGUUCACGUCCUCGUGCGAGGUCAGGUCGACAUCGACAGCGAGAUUCUCAAGUCGGAGAAGAAGCUUGCGCUCGCGAAAAUGAACUUGACCAAGAUCGUGAAGAUCGAGUCGCAGGAGGAUUAUGAGUCGACCGUUCCUUCUACCGUCAGACUGGCGAACGAAGAGAAGAGGAAAACGCUCGAGGCGGACAUCCAGCUCCUGGAACAUUCUAUCGAGAUGUUCACGCAGAUGAAGUAA
Trametes versicolor FP-101664 SS1 is the source of this 3129-nucleotide messenger RNA. RefSeq names its product valine--tRNA ligase. Gene Ontology annotation, molecular function: valine-tRNA ligase activity; ATP binding; aminoacyl-tRNA deacylase activity. Gene Ontology annotation, biological process: valyl-tRNA aminoacylation. Gene Ontology annotation, cellular component: cytosol. Bases 1 to 3129 code for a protein of 1042 amino acids. The transcript is spliced from 20 exons. NCBI's taxonomy places the organism in Eukaryota, Fungi, Basidiomycota, Agaricomycetes, Polyporales, Polyporaceae. The record is from RefSeq and is a predicted model, not a curated record.